Topomyia yanbarensis is the source of this 2884-nucleotide messenger RNA. RefSeq names its product protein Son-like. Gene Ontology annotation, molecular function: RNA binding. The transcript has 2 exons. The record is from RefSeq and is a predicted model, not a curated record. Bases 139 to 2766 code for a protein of 875 amino acids. Lineage: Eukaryota; Metazoa; Arthropoda; Insecta; Diptera; Culicidae. Gene Ontology annotation, biological process: regulation of mRNA splicing, via spliceosome; regulation of cell cycle.
UGACAUUUUGAAAUAGUAGAAAACGUAGAAAAGUGUGCCGAUUUAAUUUGCAAAAUUUUUAUAUAUUUUUUUUUAUAACAUUAAUAUUGUAUCUCCAAAAGUAAAUAUUUCUUACCUUCGAUUAAUGUUGAUUUAUUUAUGUGCAUUGCUUUGAAGAUGAGCGACGCCGAAGACACCAAAGAGGAGAAACCGAUGGCGACGGAGAUGUUCCCGUUGAACAUCAAAAUUAAACAGGAAAAAACAACUAGCUACGAAGACUCGAACAGAUCGGAAACGGUGGAUAAAUUGUCGAUUGAUUUGAAUUUGUCGAAUUUCUUCUCAUCUCGAACGACAACUACAAGCGGUUCUGUUCCUGAAGAUGAAACAGCGAAGGAAACAAAAUCGGUGGAGCCGCUCAAGUCAUCCAAUGAAAUACUAACCGAACUGUUCAAGGUAUUUAAUGCAGCUCCACCGGAAAUUAUCGAUGAUGAUUCAAAUGAUGGCGAGGAAGAGAAGAAGAAAAAGCGGAAGCACAAGAAAAAAUCCAAAAAGAAGAAAAAGGAUGGCGGAAACGUUUCUUCGUCUGUAUCCGAAGCAGAGGAAGGAGAAAUCACGAAAAAGAUGAAGAAAAUUAAAAAGGAGAAAGAUAAAGAGAAGAAAAAGCACAAGGAAAAGGUUAAAGUGAAAAAGGAAAAGGAUCAGAAUAAAAAGAAAGAAAGCCACGAGAAGAUAGAUGAAGUUAUGGCCAAAUCGGAAAUGUCCUCGGUGGUAGUAAAGAAAGAAAAAGAUGAUUGGUAUUCGCGGGAAUUAAAAGAUUAUCGAGAUGCGAGGGAGCAUAAUCAUCAUCAUCAUCACCAUCACCAACAGAGCUCGCGUGAAGAGCAUCAUCAGCCGCGUAUAAAAUUAGAAAGAGAAGAUCAUUCUUAUCGGGAAUAUGAUAAGGUCCGGGCACGAGAACGCGACAGUGAGAAAGAGAGAGAAAGAGAUAAUCCGAAAUCUAGGAAUAAAAUUCAAAUCAAAAGUCUGAAAGACAGCGUUAUUUUCAAAGAAGCUGCUACGAGGGAUAGAGACCGGGAGAAGGAGAAAGAGCGGGACAGAGACAAAGAUCGCCGCAAAGAUCAUUUGGGUUCGAAAGAGUUAAAACGACGGAGAUCCGACUCAGAUUUUUCCAUGUCCGAUGAGGAGCCUUACCGGCAAGGCCGGUAUUACGACUUUUACUCGAAGAAAUACAACUCGUUCUAUGCUAGUUACAAGGAAGACGAAUACAAUCGAAAUCGCAAGCGUAGGCGAAGUGAGGAGAGGGAAAGAUAUCGGAAAACUAAGUCAAGAUCCCGUUCCCCCCAAUUUGACAAGCAGAAAUUGCUUGAAAUUGCUCGAAAGAAUGCAAUUUCCAUGUUGAAGAAGGGAACUCUUCCAGGGGUACAAGGUUUAGAUAAAGAGUCGAAGGAAAUGUUGAUCAUGAAAAUGAAGAGUAGUGGAAAAUCGGUGGAAGAACUGACUGAAUACUGUAAGAAGAUAUCAGAGAAGGAUAAUUUGAACGAAUUAUCGAGUCUUUCAGAAGACAGCGAUCACGAUGCGGACGGAGGUUCAAAGGCUUUUCAUCAUCCGUUCCAAAUUAAGGAUCCGGGUACGAUUGUAAUGAAUAUAAAGAAUGCAGUUCCUCUGGCGCCAAAAUCUGCUGAGCAAACUAAAGCUCUUCUGAUGCAGUUUCCCGUUUCUUCUGGUGCACAGCACAGAAAAAUGGAAAAUGAGUGGGUUCCUGUUGAAACUCCGAAACCACCAACACAAGUAGCUAUAGUUCGCCCAGAGAAGUCGCACACAAAGAUUCUCCCCGUAUCGGCAAGUUUCGUUCAAUCGGUCGAGCAACAACAACCUGCUUACACUCCAGUCAAUCCUCCUCUUCCUGGACCACAGGUACUUCCACCGAUAGUACCCCCACAACCUGACUUACCAGUCACCGCUCCAUUACCUGUGCCACCUCCGAUGGAUUUCUCAUGCCUUCCCGGUUCUGCUGCCCUACCGGCUAUGCACGAGCCUCCACCGAUGGAAGUUUACCCUAUAAACGCCGAAGCCAAUAAACUAGACGUAUCGUCAAUCAUUUCCCAGCGACUCAAUGCAAUGCGCAAACUGCAAGACAAUCCGGCUGAUGCAGAGGCAAUAAAGCUGUUGUACAACACACAGAAAGACAUGUCAGCAUGGGCUUCAUCUAAAUUUACACCAGGCCAGUUUAUGGGAUCAACUGGCGUUCAGUGUCUUAGUCAAAAGGAACUGGCUGAAGGUUUCCAACCGUGGGCCACUCGAGAUUCUCUGAAGCACACAGCUCCAGUUUCCGGCGGUAUGGGCAUGCAUUUGCUGCAGAAGAUGGGUUGGGUACCAGGCGAAGGUCUGGGUAAGGAGAAAAAUGGUUCCCUGGAGCCUCUACUACUAGACGUUAAACUGGAUAAGCGUGGUCUGGUGGCCAGCGCAGAGGAUCACCAGAGGCAAGUACAGAUUCAAAUCGCGCAGCAACACAGUGGUCGACGGGCAAGGUUUGCAAGUGUGAAGAUCAACACCGAUGGCAAACAUCCGGUUUCGAUACUGGGUGAGUAUUGCAGUAAGCGCAAGUGGUUGCCACCAAGGUACGAUCUAGUGCACGAAAGUGGUCCCGGUCAUGCGAAAAACUUUGUAUUCAAAGUGAUCGUGAACGGGUUGGAAUAUCAACCGGCAAUAGCUAACAAUACGAAGAAGGAAGCGAAGGCAACUGCGGCAAAGUUCUGUCUGCAACAGCUGGGGAUUUUGCAGUCUUAGAACGAGUGUGGCGUUUGUCCUGCGUUACCUACAAGAAAGGUAAGAGAAAAUUUCAUAAUUAUAUGCAUUAUGUGUCAUUUCUGUUUUGAACAACCUAUCCAAACGUGAAUACACUAUC